CAAAACAUCCAUCCAUGCACCUGGGUGUCAGUCGUAACCAGCCCGUGCUCAGGAAGAGGAUAAUAGCUGGAUUGGCAUCGUUUGCAAACAAAUUAGUCAGACAUAGACAUACAUACAGUUCAAGGUUGCUGGCGAAUGUAUGGACCAACAACCGUAAAGCUUCACAUCUUCUCGGACUGGCCUGACCUUUCACCCCCUGAGCGCAAUCAACUGAGCAACGUUACUUUCUCCCAAACGGAUUGCUUAUAUAUUCCGGCUAUCCCCUCCAAGUUCCAAGUUUCCUUAACCAACCAUCAUCACAUUCGCAGUUUGCUUUCGGGAUAACAAGCUUCACACAAACUACCCUCCUGUCAACCCAAUAUUCACCAGUUAGAGUUGUUCAUCGAUCUUCUCUGAUAUAUAUAACCGGCUCUCGCUUGCCAUUAGAUAGAGCUAUCCACACUAUUUAAUUCUCUCCUCCAUCCCAGUUUUACCGGUCACUUGGCCCGAUACAAUCAUUUCUUACACACCUUACACCACUCAUCAUGAGAUUUCAACUUACCACCCUCUUCACAGUCCUUGUGUUUCUGAUCUCCUGCAGUCAGGCUCUCGAGAGUCCUGCUAGUCAUGCCGAUCUCGAAGCCCGCGAUAUCGAUGAGGAAGGCUACAUGAACCUUUCCGUGGGUGUUCGCAUGAAGAGAGACGAAAACAACGACUCGACUCUGGAGAAACGUUCCGAAUCGCCCGCAUCCACACAACUACUCCUCAAGAGAAACCCUGAAACCGGGAAGAUGGUCUGGCCAGGCAGUUUCUCAGAGGCACUCACGAUGGCCAAGAGAGACGUUCCUGAGAUGCUCAAGAGCUCUCUCCAUCGUCGUACCGCCUUGGCCCGAAGAGCAAUGAAAGUUGUAAUCACUUGGUACACUGGCCACGAUCUUCUUUACCCGUCAUGCUUCGCUGACAGCGACAACUGGGCCCCCACUGACGACUCCAUGGUUGCCGCCGUUACCAUUGAAUGGCCCGGGAAGCCUCCAUGUGGCAGCUUUGUCAGAAUUCACCACGGCUCCAGAAAUCCAAAUCUAUUGUCGUCCGUAUUGUCGACACAUGCGCUGGUUGCGCAAGUGGCUCGGCACACCUUGAUCUUACGAAAGCCGCUUUCGAGAAGCUCUACGACGAGGACGUCGGCAUGGUCGCAGGCUUGAAAGCCAAGGUCAUCCCUUGUCCCUCCAAAAUUGAGCAAGACUGGAAUGACGAUGUGAUCAGCCGAUACGGUCCCAAAAAGCCCAUUCGCUAAUCUGAACUUUCAACCUCUCCUCACGAUGCGCGACUUUUCCAUUUAUUUCUCAGCUCGAUGAGCUAAGUUUUUUCGGAGGCUCGAGUCUCCAUGUUGUUGUUUAUAAACUUCGCGUGUAUCACUGGCAUGCCAGUGAUCUUCUACCUUUUUUACUAUUUUGGGUGCCGGGCCUAGGCUUAGGAUUAUUUCGGGUUCUUUUUUUCUGGUUAGUUAGUUUAGUUAUCUUGGGCCAGCGACAUGUACACAUUCUUUCACACAUUGUCCUUGGAUGUGUUGUGACUAAAUAUCAUACACUUGAACGAGAACAAACCGAGGAUACAUACCUCAAUCUUUACUUCACAUUAUUUCAUGUCAUAUAUGCCACCUUCUUUUGUCCUCAACUCCACUCUUAUAAGCUAGUAAUGUUAUCUUGAGCCUACUUUUCAAUCACACAACUGAAUCAUUGAAUUCCACAGUCUGGAUCACACUGAAGGAGACAAGCUAUCUUUGCCAUCAUAUUUCCCUCAUUGGCCGACCGCUCAGGUGCAG
This is a messenger RNA of Puccinia graminis f. sp. tritici CRL 75-36-700-3, 1801 nucleotides long. RefSeq lists its product as uncharacterized. Bases 525 to 1181 code for a protein of 218 amino acids. The transcript is spliced from 4 exons. The record is from RefSeq and is a predicted model, not a curated record. Lineage: Eukaryota; Fungi; Basidiomycota; Pucciniomycetes; Pucciniales; Pucciniaceae.